AACACCUCCAGCAAAAAAAAACCGUCCACUAUCACAGCAAAACACUGGAGACUCGAACGGACAAUUUUAAUUUCACCGUUCGACACGUGCGAGCGAAUCUCUUUUUUGAAAAUAUGGCCAGUAGAGAGAAGGAAGAAAAACUAUCUUUGGUCCUCACUCUUUUCAAAGGAGAGAAUUUCGUCUGUAAAGAACCCGGUGUAAGGUGUAAAAUUGAGGCGAAAUGUUGUGACGAAGUUUUGCGUUCUGGGUUUUUCCCAAUAUCUUCAACCAACACAGAACCUGCGUUCAAUGUGCAAUUAGCGUGGCAAUUCUCGAGACGUCAGUUGAAAGAUCUCCGGGCAAAUAAAACGGCUAUAAAAGUACGGUGUCUCUUGCUUAAUGAUAUUAGCAAACAUCAUACUGAGCUUGGCUAUACGGUUUUACACAUCAAAGAUGCCUUCCCAUGGUCUGGAGGCGAUGUUGAAGCAUCCAAGGCUCACUCAUAUCCGCUACUUGGAACUAAAGAGCAAUGGAAAAAUUACCACCCGAAACUUUUAAUGCAACUGCAUAUCGAAGACUACUCAGUUGAACAACUAACUACUAGCCCUAACGUACAAAGAAAAGUUAUUGAUGAAAAGAAGGUCAAUAUUUCAAAUAAGACAAAAGUUUCUCCAGAAAAGCCAAGAUUUGAAAAUAUAGAGUCUAUUGAUAAAACGCCUCGAGUGGAUGUUAUUUCAGAAAUUCAGAAUUCUGUGGAUAAGUUUACCUGGCGAAUUAGUGAAACAGAUGGGUGCUUUCAAUUAGGAGAACCAGCAGAUGGUGAUGAUUUGUACAUUUUCAACAUAACUAUAAUUUCUGCUCACAAUUUACAAUUUCUAUGGAAUGGCAGAAGCCCAAAGAAACCAGCAGAAGCUGAUAAUUAUGUCUGGCAAAUACGGUACAAAGCUUAUGGUUGUGAGAUCAAAUCGGAUCCGUUUGUUCUUAGCACUUCCGAUCCAAGUAGAAGAACAUUCAUUGGGGACAAAGCCACUGCUCGGAUAAGAGCUUCUGCUCCAUAUUUUUAUGAUUAUAUUCAGGAAACGGCAGUUGAAUUUCAUGUCAUUAGAUUCGAACUUUCUUCUAGUCAAGAUUUAAUCAAUGAAGAAGUUAUGGGAGUUAGUUUUGCAGAAUUAAAAGAUUUGGCUGAGGCAGAUAUCACAGAGCUACGUACCACUUUAGAUAUCGUAUCUGAGUGGGGGUAUCCAAAUACAAUCAUUCCCGGCGAGAAGCCAGAAGUUCGUACUGUUUUCCAACUGGAAGCUACUCCUGGAUUUUUUAACACCGUGAAACGUUUGUCACCACCAGUACCUUCGAUUACACUAAAACCCAAGGAUAUCGCCGAAAAUAAAGUUAUCCAGACCGAAGAAAAUUUCAUUGAUCUCUCUAAAGGUAAAAAUGUGGACGCUACUAAUGGAUUUUUUAACACUAUGAAAACUACGCCACCACAAUCUCCUCAAAGUCCAGAAAAAGGCAAAGAUAUCAAUGAAAAUAAAACUAGCCAGACCGAAGAAGACUGUACUGAUCUCUCUGAAGGCGAAAAUGUCGACGCUACUUCUAGACCUUAUCCUACUGCGAAAAGUGUACCACCACCUAUACCAUCUAUUUCACAAAAAGGCCAGGGCGUCGAUGAAAAUAGGAUUUUCCAGACUGAAGAACACUGUACUGACCUUUCGGAAGGUGAAGAUGUGGAGGCUACUCAUGGAUUUUAUCCUACUGCGAAAAGUGCACCACCACCAAUAUCACGAAAAGGCAAAAGUACCAAUGAAAAUAGGACUAGCCAGACCGAAGACUAUACUAACCUCUCGGAAGGUGAAAAUGUGGAUGAUACUCGUGGGUUUUUUAAUACUGCGAAAAGUGUACCACCACCAAUACCUUCGACUUCACGGAGAAGCAAGUAUACCAAUGAAAAUAAAAUUACCCAGAUCGAAGAGUGUACUGACCUCUCGGCAGGUGAAAAUUUAUACGUCCCACCUGCUAUGGUGUUUCAAACAACGGAUGACCUUCGCACGUGGAAAGCAGAGAAAAAGACUGCAUUUAAGCACAAGUUACAAGCAAAAGAAAGGGCAUAUUUAAAUAUACUUGCUCAAGAAGCUGCCUCUAGAGACACACAAAGAGAAAAGUUGAUGGCUGACAAACUGGCCAACCUAUCAAAAAAAGAAAAAGAAGUUCGCCAAUUGUCAGCAGGCAUACUUGACCGUGAAGAACGGGUUAAAAAGAAAGAGUUAGAGCUAUUUGAGUUGAACCAAAAAAUAAAUUUGGACAGUACAGCCACUUUGGAAAAUGCGAAACUCAGUAUUCUGAGAAUGCAAGAAGAACAUAAAAUCGAGAUAUCAUCCCUGCGUAGACGUAAUCAAGAAUUUGAGGCUGAACUUAAGAAAUGCAAAGGAAAACUAGAGAUCCUCGAACUGAAAUUAGAAGAGAAAGAAGAUUAUAUUAACAAACUAAAGAUGGAGAGAUAUGAGAGACCUGAGUCUCGCAUAGUUGAAAAAUUGAAAUUAUUGGAGCAAGAGAACAAACUACUUAAAAGGCAAGUUAUAGAAGUAGAGCGAUCACGGGACCAGUACAAGAAACAAUCUCAGAGUUUAUGUGUAAAACUUUCCCGUUUGCAAGAGGAGCGAGAUGCCCAGCUAAAAGAUGAAAAUGAAGCUCUACGGUUGCAGAUUUUUGCUAAUAAACAACAUAAAGAAAUGAAGAAGGAGAGAAAAGUACUAGUAGAUUGUUCACGGCAAAUUCGCAGCAUGCAAGACCACAGACCGCCUGCAACAGCUCCUGAGAACAAGAAGGGAGCAAGUGCAAGAUCAGAAAAAAAUCAUGAAAGUACUAAAAAGGAACCUCAGCACCAAACAGAUGAGACCCUAACAAAUGAAGAAGAGAUUCAGAGACUGACACAAAUGCGAAGUGGUAUGCUCCAUACUGGAGCUUAUACAAAGUACGAUAUGGUAAUUAAGGAGAUAGAAAAACGAAUUGUAGGGUUGGCUGAAGGGAAAAUUGUUAAAUAAGUUUUCUUUUUUAUUUGCGGAACCAGAGUAGAUGCAUAGGAUGAUGAUUUAAUACUUGUGUUUUUUAUGCAGUUCUGUGUAUAUAUGGCUAAAGUUCAGACAUAAAAUAGUGUUCAGAUGUCAUAUUUUUUGCAUAAAGUGAAACUAUAACUUACAUAUUUUCUAUUUAUACAUACGUAAUAGUACUUUUGUAUUAAUGGUAAAAUACUUUCACAAAUAAUUCAUUUAAUUUUUGUACCGAAAGAGUAUAAAGUACAUGCGUAUUACUACUUGAUGACUUUUGUAUGAUUUAUUUGGAACAAAAUCCAAAUAAAGAGACCAACAUUUA
Molecule: messenger RNA, 3345 nt
Organism: Folsomia candida
Lineage: Eukaryota; Metazoa; Arthropoda; Collembola; Entomobryomorpha; Isotomidae
Product: titin homolog
Exons: 13
Coding region: 114-3017 (967 amino acids)
Biological process (GO): interkinetic nuclear migration; centrosome cycle; positive regulation of centriole elongation
Cellular component (GO): centrosome; centriole
Source: RefSeq, a predicted model, not a curated record